GCAUUCAGGGGCCACAUGUCCAUGAAAGAGCUGGACAAACAAAUGCUUAAUGACCAAAACAAGAACAGCGGCUAUUUUGUUGAGUGGAUCCCCCAAAACGUGGAAAGAGCUGUCUGUGACGUCCCACCUCAGGGGUUAAAACUAUCUGCCUCCUUUAUGGCCAACAGCACGGCCAUCCAGGAGCUGUUCAAGCGCAUCUCAGAGCCGUUCACAGCCACGUUCCAGCGCAAGGCCUUUCUGCACAGGUACACAGGUGAGGGCAUGGACGAGAUGGAGUUCGCUGAGGCCAAGAGCAACAUCAAUGACCGUUCCGAGUACCAGCAGUACCAGCACAAAGCCCAAGGAGAGGGAGAGUUUGAGGAGGAGGCCAAGGAGGAGGUGGCAUAA
Molecule: messenger RNA, 387 nt
Organism: Lemur catta (Ring-tailed lemur)
Lineage: Eukaryota; Metazoa; Chordata; Mammalia; Primates; Lemuridae
Product: tubulin beta chain-like
Biological process (GO): mitotic cell cycle; microtubule cytoskeleton organization
Cellular component (GO): microtubule; cytoplasm
Molecular function (GO): GTP binding; structural constituent of cytoskeleton; GTPase activity
Source: RefSeq, a predicted model, not a curated record